Molecule: messenger RNA, 971 nt
Organism: Dicentrarchus labrax (European seabass)
Lineage: Eukaryota; Metazoa; Chordata; Actinopteri; Moronidae
Gene: cabp4
Product: calcium binding protein 4
Exons: 9
Coding region: 87-836 (249 amino acids)
Molecular function (GO): calcium ion binding
Source: RefSeq, a predicted model, not a curated record
CAAACAAGAAGAAGUAUCAGAUUAAACAAAACAAACAUAGAAUAAAAUCUUCUUUUUCUUUCCUUUCUUUUGGUGGCUGAAGAAGGAUGUCUGUGAAAAGUGCAAAGGGAGGACCAGAAAGUAGACCAUCCUCUGCCGCCAGCAUGUCUCCACGAGGAGGGAGGGGAGCAGCAGCUGGCAGAUCGCCAGCUACGAGAUUCAAAAGCAAGGCCCUUCAGCUCAGCCUCUCCAAGAAAUUCUGCUCAAAGUCGCCCUCGGCCCAGGGGAAGGGCUCUGGUGAGGAGGAUGCCGGUCACCGCGGUAAAAGGAGCCUCAGCAACAGCUCAGCGGUGGCCGCUGCCUACAUCUCCUACCUCAAUAAGCUGUUUGGACAGGAGAGGGAACUGAUGCCAGAGGAGUUAGAUGAGCUGCAGGAGGCCUUUAAGGAAUUUGACUACGAUGCGGAUGGCUUCAUCCAUUACAAAGACAUUGCAGACUGCAUGAGAACCAUGGGCUACAUGCCUACAGAGAUGGAGCUCAUCGAGAUCAUCCAGCAAAUCAAGAUGAAAUGGGGUGGGCAUGUGGACUUUGAUGAUUUCUGUGAACUAAUGGGGCCGAGGAUGCUGGCUGAGACGGCUCAUAUGGUCGGGUUGAAGGAGCUCCGCUGUGCCUUCAAACAGUUUGAUUGUGAUGGCGAUGGAAAGAUCACGAUUGAUGAGCUCAAAGAGGGCAUGAAGACCCUCCUGGGGGAGAAGCUCAAGAAGGGUGAGCUGGAGGAGAUCCUCGCCGACAUUGACCUCAACAAAGACGGCAACAUCGACUUUGAUGAGUUUGUUAUGAUGCUUUCUGCACGAUGACCUCUGAUGGAAGAGGAUGGAGCAUACAACACUGGAUUCACUGGAAGGCUGUCUUCUUCCUGCUGCUUUUGUGUCAUUAUGGACUAAAAAAAUGCCUGAUUGUAAACACACAAUAGAGUCAAAGAGAUCUGUUUA